AUGGAUUUCUCUCAGACAUCUCUUGGGGCAGGGCCCCUCGCCUCGCUCGUUACUUCAGCUAUCGCGACUCCUGUGACCACUCCGUACUUGGUCUCCUAUUCACAUCAUCCUUCCGCCAUCUCGCCCCCAGUCCCGUCGCAGCCGCCACAAAAUAGCCAUUUGAAGAUUGAGGGAGACACGGGCGAGUGGUCAUCUUUGAUCGGUAUUAUAACUGCUCUGGCCGGCAACGUGUUGAUCUCUUUAGCUCUCAACAUCCAGCGCUACGCACACCUCCGGAUCGCAAGGGAAUGGGAGCAAGACAAGGUCAAGAAAGAAGCGGAAUGGAGACGGAAUCAUCCUCAUACCGACGAACGGAACUCGUACGGAACCGUCGAGGACGAGAACACCCGCGGCGAUAACACCGACGUACGAUACAGCAGGAUUUUGACGAAUAUCGCGACGACGUGGAUAAUCCCCCCUCGAGGAAGGGGUGGCGCCUGGGAAUCACCGGAACGACUGCGCGACUCCUUCACGUCCGAUCGCACCGCUCGGCCCGGAGACAAGGAUGAAGGGUUCGGAGACCGCAAGUCUUACCUCCAGUCCCCCUACUGGUGGGUCGGGAUCAUCUUGAUGUGUCUUGGGGAGACAGGAAACUUCAUGGCGUACGGUUUUGCGCCGGCGUCGAUCGUGUCGCCUCUGGGAGUUGUAGCCUUGAUAUCAAACUGCGUCAUUGCGCCAUGUCUACUCAAAGAGAAGUUCCGACAGCGCGACUUCUGGGGUGUUUUGAUCUCCAUUGCUGGUGCUGUUGUUGUCGUACUCAGUGCCAAGUCCUCCGAAGAGAAGAUCGGCCCGGAUGAGAUCUGGACCAUGAUCACUCGUUGGGAGUUCGAGCUUUAUCUGGGACUGACAGUCGGUUUGAUUAUCGGGCUUAUGUGGGCUAGCUUCAAAUAUGGAGCGCGGUCGAUCCUCAUCGAUGUUGGGUUGGUAGCCCUGUUCGGCGGUUACACAGCUCUCUCCACCAAGGGCGUGUCUUCGCUUCUGACAUUUUCUCUGUGGCAUGUCAUCACAUUUCCCAUUACAUAUCUCCUCGUCUUUGUUCUCGUCUCCAGCGCUCUGAUGCAGAUUCGGUACAUCAAUCGCGCCCUGCAACGUUUUGACUCUACCCAAGUGAUUCCAACGCAAUUUGUCCUGUUCACCUUGUCCGUUAUUAUUGGAAGCGCGAUACUCUAUCGCGAUUUUGAGUCGAUGUCAGUCGGGCGUGCCGCGAAGUUCGUUGGCGGCUGUCUGAUGACUUUCUUGGGUGUAUACUUCAUCACCAGUGGCAGAGUCCGCUCUGACGAUGAGUCCACUUUCUCGACCGAUGAUGAAGAAGAGGCCAUUGGAUUGCUGCAUGGGGAAAGAUAUCAAGACCGCGUUGAUCUGUCACCCCCGGGCCAACAGUUGCGAGCUCCAAAGGGUCCACAAGCUGCUCCCGACUUCAAUGAGGAAUACAGAGACUCUCCUUCUGGAUCUCUCUUGAGCCGUGGAGUUGAUGGGAUUGACGACGAACAGCCGACGCCUCGCGGUAUUCUUUCGGCGGCUUCAUCUUCUCCAGAUGGCUCAUUGCCGUCCGAAUCUCCCCUUUCAGGCCCAUCAUUUGAAGGCCCAUCUCCACUGCGGCCCCCCUCUCGGAUGUCCAAUCCCUGGGUAGACAUCCAUGAGCAAAUAUCUGGGUCUCCUGGAUCCGACCCUGAAAUUCAUCGCCCCGUCACACCCCCAUCGGCUGAAGACGCAAUCCAAGAAUCUACAGUGCUCCUUCGCUUCCCCCGGCGCCUGGAAUGGAAGGGUCCCCGUCGAAUGGUAAUACAGCGAGCAUCGACUCCGGCUGGAGGAGAUCAGCCGCCGCUUCCCGAUCGAAGCCAAACAGCUCUCGAGACGCCUACUCGAAACGCACUUCGAAACUCCAUCUCGAACAAAUUCUCGCCUGGUCCUCUUCUACCUACUCUUUCCGGCGGUUUCAGCGCUGUAGUUGCAGAGUCUCUGCGGCGUGGCGAGGGAGGCCCUUUUAAGGACCGCGUGAAGCGCAAGUUGGGACGCCGCAAGCAGUUGGACGGCGCGUUCGAUGGCGUUCGUUAUCAAGAUGGUCCUAUUGGCGGCGACGGUACAGGCAAUGAUACUCCCCUGACGAUCGCCAACGCUAGACUCCAAUCGGCCACGAGCCUUGCUACCCCGACUGCAGACGCUGGUCGCUCAACCCCUGCUCUCACCACCGAAUUGUAUACCACUGCAACUCAAAAAUCCAACGAAGUCUCUCGACUUCGUAGCUUCAGUGACUCAUGGAGCGGUGGGCUCGCCUGGUUGGGUGGUGCAUUGCGAACUACCGGCCGCCCUGAGCAAGCUAUUGCUAGUGGUGCAACAACACAUGGAGCUGCCACACCAUCAAACAAUGAAGGAUCUCAGGGGGGCGAUCAUCCUCGCCAUGAUUCAGACGCCCCCGCCGACACUCGGUAA
Molecule: messenger RNA, 2469 nt
Organism: Penicillium argentinense
Lineage: Eukaryota; Fungi; Ascomycota; Eurotiomycetes; Eurotiales; Aspergillaceae
Product: DUF803 domain membrane protein
Exons: 4
Coding region: 1-2469 (822 amino acids)
Biological process (GO): magnesium ion transport
Cellular component (GO): membrane
Molecular function (GO): magnesium ion transmembrane transporter activity
Source: RefSeq, a predicted model, not a curated record